Molecule: messenger RNA, 204 nt
Organism: Spirodela intermedia
Lineage: Eukaryota; Viridiplantae; Streptophyta; Magnoliopsida; Alismatales; Araceae
Source: the annotation of a GenBank genome assembly
AUGGCGAUUCGAGGGCUCGCGGUGAUGGAAGGAGAGGGAAAAGGUAGGGCGGCAACGGUGAGAGAGAAGAGGGUAGCGACGGGCAAGCGGCCGGAAGGGAGAAGAAGUAGAAUAAGAGAAGAGGAGGAGGAGAAGCUCCAGACCGGGAGCGGCGGGUCCUCCGACCAACCCAAGCCGGGGCAACGAGAUAAAAUGAUCAGGUAG